AGUUUCCAUGAGGCAGGUUAAUGGAAGAGGUCUAAGUGAAAGAGAUCAAGCCUGUGACAGCAGAUGAACUUAAGUUUUUAAAAAUAUAUUCAGUGACAUUGGCCAGAGCUUUGACACGUGAGCUAUACGAUGUCCUUGAAGCCCCGGGUGGUGGAUUUUGACGAAACAUGGAACAAACUUCUGACAACAAUCAAGGCAGUAGUGAUGCUUGACUACGUGGAGAGGGCAACAUGGAACGACCGCUUCUCUGACAUUUAUGCUUUGUGUGUUGCCUACCCAGAACCUCUGGGUGAAAGACUGUACACAGAAACAAAAGUAUUUCUGGAAAACCAUGUUCGACUCUUGUAUAAGAAAGUUCUAGAGUCAGAAGAAAAAGUUUUAGUGAUGUACCACAGAUACUGGGAGGAGUACAGUAAGGGAGCUGACUACAUGGACUGCUUAUACAGGUACCUCAACACACAGUUUAUUAAAAAGAACAAACUGACCGAAGCAGAUUUGCAGUAUGGCUAUGGUGGAGUUGACAUGAAUGAACCACUAAUGGAAAUUGGAGAGCUGGCAUUAGACAUGUGGAGGAAACUGAUGAUAGAGCCCCUACAGACUGUCCUUAUCCGGAUGCUGCUGAAAGAAAUUAAAAAUGACCGGUGUGGUGAGGACCCUAAUCAGAAAGUAAUCCAUGGGGUUAUCAACUCCUUUGUUCAUGUUGAACAGUACAAGAAAAAGUUUCCUCUUAAGUUUUAUCAGGAAAUCUUUGAAGGGCCGUUUCUGUCAAAAACAGGAGAAUACUACAAGCAGGAAGCUUCCAAUUUACUGCAGGAGUCAAACUGCUCACAGUACAUGGAAAAGGUUUUAGCGAGAUUAAAAGAUGAAGAAGUGCGAUGUCGGAAGUACCUGCACCCCAGUUCAUAUGCCAAAGUGAUCCACGAAUGCCAGCAGAGGAUGGUGGCCGACCACCUGCAGUUCCUACAUGGGGAGUGUCAGAACAUCAUCCGGCAGGAGAAGAGAGAUGACAUGGCGAACAUGUACACACUGCUGCGCGCAGUCUCUAAUGGUUUACCUCACAUGAUCCAGGAGCUGCAGGUCCAUAUCCAUGACGAGGGCCUUCGAGCCACCAGCAACCUCUCUCAGGAAAAUAUGCCAACUCAGUUUGUCGAGUCUGUGUUAGAGGUUCAUAGUAAAUUUGUUCAGCUCAUCAACACCGUCCUGAAUGGUGAUCAGCACUUUAUGAGCGCACUUGAUAAGGCUUUGACUUCAGUUGUCAACUACAGAGAGCCAAAGUCCAUCUGCAAGGCCCCUGAAUUGCUUGCCAAGUACUGUGACAAUCUGCUGAAGAAAUCUGCAAAGGGAAUGACUGAGAACGAGGUGGAGGACAAGCUGACCAGUUUUAUCACUGUAUUUAAGUAUAUCGAUGAUAAAGAUGUUUUUCAAAAGUUUUAUGCACGAAUGCUAGCAAAGAGAUUAAUACACGGGCUGUCAUUAUCCAUGGAUUCUGAAGAAGCCAUGAUCAACAAACUAAAGCAAGCAUGUGGGUAUGAAUUCACAAGCAAACUCCACCGAAUGUACACUGACAUGAGUGUCAGUGCCGACCUGAACAACAAAUUCAAUAACUUCAUUAAAACCCAGGAAACAGUAAUAGAUCUGGGAAUUAGUUUUCAGAUCUACGUACUACAGGCAGGUGCUUGGCCUUUGACACAUGUCCCUUCAUCCACAUUUGCCAUUCCCCAGGAGCUGGAGAAGAGUGUGCAGAUGUUUGAACUGUUUUACAACCAACACUUCAGUGGGAGGAAGUUAACCUGGCUGCACUAUCUCUGUACAGGUGAAGUGAAAAUGAACUAUCUCACCAAACCCUAUGUGGCAAUGGUCACCACCUACCAGAUGGCAGUUCUGCUGGCUUUCAACAACAGUGAGACUGUUAGUUACAAGGAGCUCCAGGACAGCACGCAAAUGAAUGAGAAAGAGCUCAUGAAAACCAUCAAGUCUUUACUGGAUGUUAAAAUGAUCAACCACGACUCAGGAAAGGAAGAGAUAGAAGCAGAGUCUACAUUCUCACUAAAUAUGACGUUCACCAGUAAAAGAACAAAGUUUAAAAUCACAACAUCGAUGCAGAAGGACACACCACAGGAAAUGGAGCAAACCCGAAGUGCUGUGGAUGAGGACAGGAAAAUGUAUUUACAAGCUGCUAUUGUCCGCAUUAUGAAGGCACGCAAAGUACUGAGGCAUAAUGCACUAAUCCAAGAGGUCAUUAACCAGUCCAAAGCCAGAUUUAACCCUAGUAUCAGCAUGAUAAAGAAGUGCAUCGAAGUGCUGAUUGACAAACAGUAUAUUGAACGAAGUCAGAGCUCAGCAGAUGAGUACAGCUAUGUAGCAUGAUGCUGAGAGUCCUGUAGGCUGAUUGGAGAAUGGAGACCAUUUAUUUCGCUGUCACUGUCUAGUGUAUUCCUGUGGGAUGAAGCAGAUAUCUGCCUCCAUCUAGGGAAUCUUCACUGAGUCGCCAGACAGCCCCCAAUUGAUUUUAUGCUGUUUACAACAUCACCAGUGCCACGCCACGUGCGUCAAUAAAAUUGCCUAUAGCUAUUUGAGCGCAAGCAAAUAUUACAUUUUUAGUCUACUAAACAAAAAAGAAAAGCAAGGGAGCUAAAUGUGGAAGAUGUGGAAGACUUAGAUGUGACAGAAAACCAUGCUUUCUUUUCUCACGUUUGCAGUUGUUGUGUUUUUUUAAUGUAUCAAAGUUAAGACAAAAUAUUGUAAUAAAUCUGGUAUACUGAUAAUUGUAUCUACUUCAAAAUGUUAAAAAAAUGCAGAAAAAAACCUAUGAGGUGACAGACAUGAUCCUGCUGCUUGUCAAAUAAAAAAAAAAUAAAACCCAGAGAUAUUUGUAAAUAUUUAA
This is a messenger RNA of Lepisosteus oculatus (spotted gar), 2884 nucleotides long. RefSeq names its product cullin 2 (gene cul2). NCBI's taxonomy places the organism in Eukaryota, Metazoa, Chordata, Actinopteri, Semionotiformes, Lepisosteidae. The record is from RefSeq and is a predicted model, not a curated record. Gene Ontology annotation, biological process: protein ubiquitination; SCF-dependent proteasomal ubiquitin-dependent protein catabolic process. Gene Ontology annotation, cellular component: SCF ubiquitin ligase complex; Cul2-RING ubiquitin ligase complex. Gene Ontology annotation, molecular function: protein-macromolecule adaptor activity; ubiquitin protein ligase binding.